AUGCAGCGUCUCGACCAAUGUAAGCAGCUGACAUAUGCACGGCUGGAUCUUAUCACUGGAACAGAAUCCCACGUCCAAGGUGUAAUGGCCUUCUCAGAAGUUCUCGAGGAGAUAUGUCAAGGAACUCCUACAGUGGAGAAGCUGUUGGUUUGUGAAGAUUUUGAUGCUACUGUGUCAAAGAAAGAUGUGAUUGUAAAGAUGUAA
Messenger RNA from Geodia barretti, 204 nucleotides. Lineage: Eukaryota; Metazoa; Porifera; Demospongiae; Tetractinellida; Geodiidae. The record is from the annotation of a GenBank genome assembly.